Molecule: messenger RNA, 1662 nt
Organism: Schizosaccharomyces japonicus yFS275
Lineage: Eukaryota; Fungi; Ascomycota; Schizosaccharomycetes; Schizosaccharomycetales; Schizosaccharomycetaceae
Product: mitofilin
Exons: 3
Coding region: 1-1662 (553 amino acids)
Cellular component (GO): mitochondrial inner membrane
Source: RefSeq, a predicted model, not a curated record
AUGAUUCGGCCACGUUUUUCCUGCAAUAAAGGCGCUGUUUGGCGUCUAAACAUUCAACGAAGGCCCGUUUCUCAGCUCCUUCGUCCGAGUCGAUUUGGCGAAUUUUGCAAUUGUACAGUUUAUAGCAUACAAACACGUUUCAAUUCUACAAAUUCACGUUCGUCUUAUACAGCUCCUUCUCAUACAUCAAAUUCGGCUUCUUCUGGUCGUAAGAAAGGUUCUUUUGGGUGGAAAAAGAUCAUUUCGUUGACUAUCAUUCUUGGAGCCACAGGAUACAGUGUCGGUGUUUGGUAUGCGUUUAAGGACAGACACUUCUAUGAUUUUUUUUCAAACUACUUUCCUUAUGGAAAACGUUUAUUGAGUGCAAUUGAAGAUUCCGACUUUGGUCGAAAAUAUCUCAAUGCUGGUCUCGUUCUUGUUCGAACCGUUCCGCUCCCUCCUUCCGCGAAGGCAAAAGAAGAGGAGUCUAUAUCUGUGCAAAUUGCUAACACGCUUGCGGACAUGGGCAAAACGGAAGAGAAGGGAGAAAGUCGCCACUUCAAGUUAACACAUCUUGUUCCUCCCGGAGACAGCUUUGUUCAGCCAGCGAUUGACAUUGGAAGUGACCUUGAGACGGGUGUUUCUGUGACGAGAAUGCCUCCCGUAGUAGAAACGUUGAACAAAGCACAAGUUGCAGAAUUCAAUGAUACCAAAGAAGAGUUGGGAAAAACAAGCUCUCGUAUACAAGCGCUUGAGGAGGAACUUCAACUGCUAAAAGCUUCGCAGGAAGAGCUGCUUGAGGUCAAAAAGGAAGAGUGUGAAGCUUCGUACAAACAACGACUUGAACAAGCAGAACACGAGUAUGAUGAACUGUGGACGAAAAGCUUUGAUAAAGAGCGCGAGCGGCUACAGAAUCUGUACAAGAGUCGUCUUCAACUGGAGCUCACCAAAAGUAUGAAUAUCUUUGAGGAAAAGCUUCAGAACGAACUCCGCGAACAAGCUCUCGAACUGGAACGUUUGAAUGCAAUGAAGGUCACUAUGAUGGUAGAAACAGAGCGGCAAGGCAGACUGGGCAAACUUCAACAGGUCCAAGAAGGCUUGGAAAAGGUGCAACAGUUAGCUUUUGCAUCUGUUGCGAGAGCACAGCAGCUUGAUCAAGCUGCCAAGCUUGCAACUGCCAUUGAUUUACUGAGUAACGACAGUGUUCAUUCUAAGCACGAAGCUCUAAAGUAUAUAUCAGGCUUACACUGGAACGAUCCUUUGGUUCAAAAAUCGGUUGCUAUCCUUCAAAACACAUUUUCUCGAGGCGGAAUACCUUCGCUAGCAGAGAUUCAUUCUCGAUUUGACGUUUUAAGUGAUGAACUUUCACGCACUGUCCAUGUUCAACCCAACACCGGACUGCUGUCUCAUUUAUUCCACACACUGCUAUUCCGGUUGCCAGUGAUCGAAAACCAAGUCAGCAAAAACAGCAGUGUGACGGGAGUCCUACUCCGUGCUCGCAGUGCCUUACAUGCCAAUAAUUUAGAGGCGGCUGUUUAUGAACUUUCGCAAUUAGAUCCUUGGCAUCGUGCGCUUACAAAGGAUUGGGUUUCCACUUGCAGACAACGAUUAGAGCUCCAGCAAUCACUGGAGAUUCUGAUGGCAGUCUCAGCCUUACGGGCAUGCACUACUUCAGCUGCCUGA